GUAAUCCUUUCAAGCAAAGCCACUUAAUAUUCCAUCCUGCAGGCCGUAUUCUUCCCCCAAGAUAUAUUGUUUGUCUAUCUUGCACCAUGAUUCUGGGAGACUUCUCUGCUUGUAUAUUCAUGGAUGGCCAGGAGCUUCCAGAGUAUGAUAUCGUCGUUUCCAGUACGCCAACAGAGAACAGAAUAACGUGUUGGAUCGCGUCAACUGCAGGCAAGAAAUUUCAAGUCAGCGCGAAAUUUUUAGCCCGGCAGACCUCGGGAGCCUUAUUAACCGUCUUCGUUGACGGUAUUACCUGUCGUCCAUACGUCAUGCCUCCGGGCUGGACUGGUACACAGAACAUAACGCAUCUGAGCAAUAGUUAUGUUAAAAGAGAUUUCAUGUUCUCCCAACUUGAGCUUACUGAUGACGACUCAAUGCUCGAUGAUCGAAGCGCAAAUGAUAUAGGUCAAAUUAUGAUGGAGGUAGUGCAGGGGAAGUACACCAUGAAAGAACAAGUAAUGGGUUCCCAGAACGUGAACGACCGUACCCUUCGUGUGCGGGAAGGCAAGGUGCAUGAACGCGCCAAGAAGGCAUGCCCUCAUCGUGUUGUCUUCGGAGAAGAAGUACCCGAUCAAAGCCCAGUAUCAGCCUUCAAGAUUAUACCAGACAAUAGUCCAAAGACUGUCUUCGUAUUCAAGUACACGCGCUUGGACAUCCUGCAAGCAAUGGGAGUAGCACCACGUACAUCAAUCAUGGCAGACACAGAGGCAGAGAUGGAGGAUCAUGACGAUGACAAUGAAGUCAUGGAUGGGUCUGAUGAGUCCUUGCCCUCAGAUGAUGUCAAACCACUGGCAAGGAUUCGAGAGCUAGAGAUGGAGCUUCAGCGCUUGCGUGCACAAGUAGAAGAUCGGAAGCCCUCGCUUGUCAAGUUGGAACACGGGGGAUCGCGACGGAAACCCGCUGCUAUGGAGGUUAUUGAUCUCACUGAGGAUUAGCUUCUCUUUUCUUGGGUUCAGGUCCUCCGUUCUGAGAUGAAACACGCUACAUCAAUAGUUUCUGUGUGGUUCGAAAUCAUCAUCACUAUGAUGUAUGUAUGUACAUUGUAUAGGUGCAGAACUUUGAAAGUCUGUCGCCACGAGUCCUGACGUUACGCUUACGACUCGAAUAAUACUUUCUUGUACCGUUAGUACUACGCCUUGUUCUAUAACCACUGUAUAAUGACAUUCCAAGUCGUAUAUAGACUUCAUAUAAUAACAGCUCGCACUCCGAGGUUUCAGAAGUUCAAA
Suillus fuscotomentosus is the source of this 1265-nucleotide messenger RNA. RefSeq lists its product as uncharacterized. The coding region runs from base 87 to 974 and encodes 295 amino acids. The record is from RefSeq and is a predicted model, not a curated record. The transcript is spliced from 7 exons. Lineage: Eukaryota; Fungi; Basidiomycota; Agaricomycetes; Boletales; Suillaceae.